Molecule: messenger RNA, 804 nt
Organism: Daphnia pulicaria
Lineage: Eukaryota; Metazoa; Arthropoda; Branchiopoda; Diplostraca; Daphniidae
Exons: 4
Coding region: 211-717 (168 amino acids)
Source: RefSeq, a predicted model, not a curated record
UCACUGAAACAAAUAAUACGGAAAGAUGGGGGCAAUAGCAAUACUGUGUCCCCAUAUGUCAAAACCCGUAUGUCAUCCGCAUGAUGUAAAAUUAAAAAAUGGAAAUGGGGAAAAUCCUUUAUAACACGGUUAGAUGGUAGUUUUGCGUUCAGUUGUCACGCUCAGUUGUCGCAGUUGGACAGAGAUCAACUUAUUCCUGUUACAGUGAUCAUGUAUCGAGAGCUUAUAAUGAUAAAAGGACUGUUUUUAACGUGGCUACUGCUGGCGUCUGCCUUAUCAGAUCCCAGCCCGGAACCGUUUAAUCCGAAUUAUAAUAGGUUUCGACAAAAGAUUCCUCGAAUCGGCCGACGAGGUGAAGGAAUCAUCGCUGAAUACAUGAAUUCAGAAUCUUUUCCUCACGAAGGAAGUCUCUCUAAUUUUUUUCUGAAGGCAUCAAAGGCGGUUCCUCGUUUGGGUAGGCGCAAGGAUAUUUCCACGGAGUCUGGUCGGGCGGCAAUGGUUGGGGAGGAACCUUUUGGCCGUAUAUCCAAUGAAAUUCCCAUUAUGAAUCAGAAGCAAGAUUUGUGGCCUAAUAUGAAUAUUAAUGAACUAACAGGCGCAUUAAAUAAAGAAUUGAAUUAUCCGGGACCGCGGAUACCCAAAGACCUCCAAGACAAUUACAUCCAAGAUUUGAUUCAUAGCUGGAUCAAUCAAUAUGAAAAUCUCAACGAAAAUUAAAGGACCCAUGACGUUAAUGUUUUUCUUUUGUUUUUUUUUUUUUUUUCCGGGAGGGAAGAGGGUUGGAAUAUACUGUAGUCCAAUCAA